UUUUGGAUAAUUUACUAUAUUGUUUUUCGCUUCAAUUAAUUACAAUGGGAAAGAAAAAGAGAAGUUCCCAACUCAAUAAACUCGACCUUCCUCCUUCUUCGGAGCACAUGCCGUGGUCUUCUGGGACAGCGUUGUUAUCCAAAGAGCACUAUUCGAAUUUGGAUGAUGGCAUUGAUGUUGGAGAUAGUUCUGUGAAGCUACUUAAUUCCAACUCUUCUGUUGCUCAUCAUCGUUACAAUCUUGGGCGUGCGAUAUUUUUAAAAAGAUCACGCCAUUACUAUGGUCAUCAAUACUCGCGGCGAAACUCCGGUAGCCGUUCAAAUCCAUCAACUUCUCGUGGCCUGAUUAGUCCUUUACUUGAUGAGAGGUUAUCCUUCAAGUGUGCUCAAUACAAACCUGAUUCAGGACACUAUGCAGGUGAUGGUAGGGAAAAAGCAUUUGGCUUUGGCAGACCAGAAAGAAUUAGGUCUAGUUCAUUGGUGAUGGAUGUAGUAUCAUCAGACAAGUUGAUGGCAGUUUGUGGCGUAUGUCAAAAGCAUGUCAGACGGAAACCUUAUUUUCUCGGAAAUUCUCCGGCUUCUGGUGAAUUUUCUGUUGUGGCAGUACUAGUUUGUGGCCACGUAUACCAUGCCGAUUGUUUGGAAGAAAGAACAAGCUUCGAGGACAGGGGUGAUCCGCGGUGUCCAUUGUGUUCAGCUUCACCAUAACUAAUUUGAUACUUCUAGCUAAAAGUGAUUUUAGAAAUAUCGACAUGUUUAUCGUACUAAUCUAGGACAUAAAUAUAGUGUGUUUGUGUAUGAUCUAAUCUGCAGUUUCACUGAUUAGAAUCUUAACCAUGCAAUUGUAUUGCUAAUGUUACAGCUAGUUAGCAGACAUUAGAGCUUGAAAAUGCUCAUCCUGCACCUUUUAAACCCCAUUUGCUUGGCAAGCAUGGAGAGCAGUAUAGAUUUUCUUAAGAGGCUUUUUGCUUUAGGUAUACUU
Messenger RNA from Hibiscus syriacus, 981 nucleotides. RefSeq lists its product as uncharacterized. The record is from RefSeq and is a predicted model, not a curated record. NCBI's taxonomy places the organism in Eukaryota, Viridiplantae, Streptophyta, Magnoliopsida, Malvales, Malvaceae. Bases 45 to 707 code for a protein of 220 amino acids. The transcript is spliced from 4 exons.